AUGCUGCAGAAUGGGAUUGGUGAAGAAGUUAAUGAAACAAUAUUAAUUUUUGAUUUUUUACUAUUUGCUGGAAAGAGAUACUCCUGAUAUAUGCUAUUGCUUCUUUUUUGCUAUUAUAUUUUAUGUUUUAUUAUCAGUAAUAGAAUGACCAAAACGAAGCAUCAAAUGAAACUAAGCAGGAUUUUCAUUUAUCUCCAAGCUUUUCCAAGAUAA
Molecule: messenger RNA, 213 nt
Organism: Blepharisma stoltei
Lineage: Eukaryota; Ciliophora; Heterotrichea; Heterotrichida; Blepharismidae
Source: the annotation of a GenBank genome assembly